Messenger RNA from Colletotrichum costaricense, 2436 nucleotides. RefSeq lists its product as uncharacterized. Bases 1 to 2436 code for a protein of 811 amino acids. Gene Ontology annotation, biological process: transmembrane transport. The record is from RefSeq and is a predicted model, not a curated record. The transcript has 7 exons. Gene Ontology annotation, molecular function: transmembrane transporter activity. Gene Ontology annotation, cellular component: plasma membrane. NCBI's taxonomy places the organism in Eukaryota, Fungi, Ascomycota, Sordariomycetes, Glomerellales, Glomerellaceae.
AUGGCAAUCGACAACAGCAUUCGCGAACAAGGAGACUCUUCCCAGAGAACCUCCUCAGAUAGGCGCGAUGACGACAUUGAGGAGUAUGCCGACAUCAUCCCUGCGAGGUCCAAAACUGCCAAAGGAGAUGAUUCAUCGCAACCAAGCUUGGCAAAGCUUCCAUCAGGAGUCCUCAAUUACCAAGACGAUCCAGUGGCUCGUAAUCAAUCUAAUGUGGAAGUGCCCUACGAGAUAUACAACCGGUUUUCAAAGCACCGCAAGCACAUCACUGUUGCCGUCAUUUCCUGGUGUGGUUUGUUGUCACCAAUCUCUAGUACGGCGGUUCUGUCAGCACUCCCUGAAGUUGCAGCCGAGUACAAGACUAGCGGAGAUAUCAUCAGUCUUAGCAAUGCGUUGUAUCUUGUCUUUAUGGCCAUUAGCCCCUGCUUUUGGGGGCCAUUGAGCCAAGUGUACGGCCGAAAAUGGGCAAGUAGUUUCUCUACAGACACCACUUCUCAUUCCGCGACGAGUUCAUUGUCAACUAGCCGUCGCCUGUUCAUCAAGACGUGUAUGGUGACAGCUUCAUUGUUUUUGGGGUGCUCGAUCGGCACAGCACUCAGCCCCAACGUCCCGGCUUUCUUCGUGUUUCGCAUCCUGACCGCUUUUGCCGGAACAUCGUUCCUCGUCACCGGUCCUGCAGUGAUUGGCGAUUUGUAUCAUCCUACAGAACGCGCGACUGCGAUGGGUUGGUUCUUAUCCGGCACACUCAUUGGACCGACGAUUGGCCCAGUCCUCGGAGGUAUUAUUGUGACCUACACAUCUUGGCGCGCCAUCUUCUGGCUUCAAACCGCGCUCGCAGGUGUCGGCGUUGGAGGUGCCAUAUUGUUCAUGCCAGAGACGCUGCAAGAACUGAAAAAGGCAGGCCUCGAAGGGCUUGCAUUCAGUAAAAAGGUCAGGGUGUUAUGGGGCAUGACGAACCCGGUCAGAGUUGUUCGACUAUUCAAGUUUCCGAACCUCAUCCUGGUGGCAAUCGCCAGUGGCUCGCUCGUAUGGAACAUGUACGGCAUGCUGACCCCGAUCCGAUACGUUCUCAACCCUCGUUUCUCUUUGACGUCGCCGGCACAAUCGGGCCUAUUCUACUUGGCUCCGGGCUGCGGCUAUCUUGCCGGUACCCUCGUAGGUGGCCGCUAUGCCGAUUAUACAGUUCGGCGCUGGAUAGCCGAGCGACACGGACGACGCAUUUCCGAAGACCGGCUGCGCUCUUGUCUUCCCUUCUUGGGGGCCGUUCUGCCGGGAUGUAUGCUCAUUUACGGAUGGACAGUCCAGCAGCGCGUUGGUGGCAUUGCUGUACCUGUCGUUUUCAUGUUCCUCGGAGGUGUAUCACAGCUGUUCUGUUUCCCCAGUCUGAACACAUACUGCUUGGAUGUGAUACAGGGACGCAGCGCGGAGGUGAUUGCGGGCAACUUUAUGAUCUUUGCCACGUACCUGAGCGAAGGAGAAAAUUCGGAAGAUAUGAUGGCGAACAAAAUCAAAGUCGCCAUAGCCGGCGCUACCGGGAACACAGGCUCUUCCAUUGUGAAUGCGCUGCUGAAGAGUCCCGAACUCUUCGAAGUUACAGCUCUAGCGAGACCCUCCUCGAUAAAGAAGCCCGAGCUCGUUGAGUUUGCAAAGCAAGGCGUCCACGUUAAGGCGAUUGAACUAGAUGGGCCAACAGAGGCAAUUUCCGGAGUUCUCACUAACAUGGACGUCGUCAUCUCGUGCUUGACCUUGUUCACAUUUCAGGAGGAGAUGAAUCUUAUCGAAGCAUCGAGCAAGGUUAACGUUGGUCGAUACAUUCCAAGCUUUUGGGGCCCGAUCUGCGCACCCCGAGGCGUGAUGAUGCUCAGGGAUAAGAAACAGGAGUUCGUUGACCGUAUCUGGGACCUCCAUCUGCCUUAUACCAUCAUCGACGUUGGAUGGUGGUAUCAGCUGACAUUGCCUGCCCUACCUUCAGGCAGAUUUCGCCCAAUGGUAGAAGAAUACUGCACCACGCGUGUGAUCGGGGACGGCAAUACCCCUUGGGCACUUACCAACAAUCGUGACAUUGGAAAUUUUGUCAGCCGAAUCAUCGCCGAUCCGAGGACCUUGAACAAGAUGGUUUUUGCAUAUGGAGAGGUCAAGACACAGAAUGAAGCCUUCGACAUUCUUGAGAAGGUGUCGGGAGAAACUGUGACACGAGAAUUCAUGACUAAGGAAGAGCUGGAAGGCAUUAUCUCCCAGGGUCGCACAGGUCAGGACAUUAUGACAAUCAACCCCGAGAUUGGUAUGGGAGAGUAUCGGAAUCUGCUUGGUAUUCGAGGCGAGAAUACUCCUGAGUAUGCACGCUAUCUUGGAUAUCUUGAUGCGAGGGAAUUAUAUCCAGAUGUGAAGUUCACAAGCUUUGAAAACUAUGUCAGAGGUAUCUUGCAAACAGUUUGA